Messenger RNA from Cottoperca gobio, 1271 nucleotides. RefSeq names its product mitochondrial ribosomal protein S22 (gene mrps22). The coding region runs from base 40 to 1059 and encodes 339 amino acids. The record is from RefSeq and is a predicted model, not a curated record. The transcript is spliced from 8 exons. Lineage: Eukaryota; Metazoa; Chordata; Actinopteri; Perciformes; Bovichtidae. Gene Ontology annotation, molecular function: structural constituent of ribosome. Gene Ontology annotation, cellular component: mitochondrial small ribosomal subunit.
GGUCAAAGGUCAUGUCGCAUCAAUGAGCUAAUAACAAACAUGGCGGCGCUCGGUACAGCACGGUGCUUAUUUCGGACCUACUCUCGGGUUAAACAUGUUGAAAAGAGAAACCAAAUGUUGGUCAGGUGUAGCGUCAGGACGCUCUGUAGCGGAACACAAGAUAGCGCCCUCUCAGACAACGCUAAGUUCACAGAUCCGGCUGUGCAGGACAUCCUCACCAGGAUAACAGGCCUGGACCUGCAAAAAGUGUUCCGACCCAUUAAACAGGACCUGAAGCCGCCCACAUAUAAACUCAUGACUGAUGAGCAACUGAAGCAGGCGGUGGAUUUAGCCACAGAUCAGGCAAAGAAGUUGCUGCAGAUGCCCCCCGUCCUGCCGGAGAGGAAGCCCAUCAACGAUGUGCUGUCUGAGGACAAGAUCCUGGAUGGCAUGAUCACAGCCAAAUAUGUCUUCACAGACAUCACUUUCAACAUUCCACACAGGGAGAGGUUCAUUGUUGUACGGGAGCCCAACGGGGUCCUUAGGAAGGCGACGUGGGAGGAAAGAGACCGGCUCGUUCAGGCCUACUUCCCCAAGAAUGGACGCAAAAUUAUACCACCUCUUCUCUUCAAGGAGGAGAACCUGAAGAUGGUGUUUUCCCAGGACCGCCAUGAGGAUGUGUUGGACUUGUGUGUGGCCCAGUUUGAACCGGACUCUGCGGACUACAUCAGGGUACAUGCAGCCACCUAUGAGGACAUGGCUAAGAACGACAAAUAUGAGCAGCUGCACUCCACCAGACAUUUCGGAGGCAUGGCGUGGUACCUGAUCAACGCUCGCAGGAUGGACGGGCUUAUAGUGAACAUGCUGAAGAGAGGACUGCUCCAGGAUGUGGUGAGUCUUGUGUCUCUGUUCCACAUGGUCCACCCCCACAGCGAGUCAGCCCAGGAAGCUGCCAGCCAGCAGGCCACUGGCGCCGACCUGCUUAAAAUCUAUGCCCAGAAGGAGUCCCAGAGGUCGGGCUACAUCGAGCUGACCCUGCAGGCGUAUGAACAGAUGGCUGCGGAGAGCGCCGCUGCCUGACCGGCCCACUCCUAGAUAGAAAUAUACAAAUUCAUCCACAAUGAGGACGGGUGCCCAUAAGCUCUAGACAUGAACUGAUUGGGUUGGAGAGCAGCCUUCACAGCCAUGUACUGAAGAUUGAAACUUCUCGUGUGACGCACAAAGUGACUCGUCUUCGUGUGCGACGCCGAGUCGAUUAAUGUAUAUAGCAAAAUAAAGAUCUUUGUACUCGA